Molecule: messenger RNA, 2019 nt
Organism: Prunus dulcis (almond)
Lineage: Eukaryota; Viridiplantae; Streptophyta; Magnoliopsida; Rosales; Rosaceae
Product: 3-epi-6-deoxocathasterone 23-monooxygenase CYP90C1
Exons: 9
Coding region: 263-1747 (494 amino acids)
Biological process (GO): brassinosteroid homeostasis; sterol metabolic process; brassinosteroid biosynthetic process
Molecular function (GO): oxidoreductase activity, acting on paired donors, with incorporation or reduction of molecular oxygen, NAD(P)H as one donor, and incorporation of one atom of oxygen; heme binding; iron ion binding
Source: RefSeq, a predicted model, not a curated record
UAGUUUCUCCAUUGACUUGUCAAUCUCUCUCUCUCUCUCUCUCUCUCUCUCUCUCUCUCUCAACUACUAGGAUACUAUCUACAGUAUAUAGAGGACUAGCUGCAUGGAGUGAGAAGCUCAUGAUCACCACCACUUGGGUUGCUCAAAAGUUCUGCAGUAGUAUUUAAUUUCUACCUAGUUUCUACGAGUAGGGUUACAUAUAAGCAUUACAAGGAGUUCAAAGGAGAAACAAAAGGGUUUUUCCUUUUCUUUUCUUUUGGUGAUGAGGAUGGAAUGGAUUGUGGGAUGUUGGGUUUUGGUGGGAAUUUUUGUAGGAUCGUUGUGUUGGGUUUCUAAGGAGAUGAAGAAGAAGAACAAAAGCCAAAAUCAUAAGGGUGCUAAAGUCCCCAAAGGAAAGUUAGGUUGGCCUUUGAUAGGAGAAACUCUUGACUUCAUUGCUUGCGGCUACACCUCUCGACCUGUCAGCUUCAUGGAAAAACGUAGAUCUCUGUAUGGAAAGGUGUUCAAGACGAACAUAUUGGGAACUCCAAUCAUAGUGUCCACCGAUGCUGAAGUGAACAAGGUGGUGUUAAAAAACCAUGGAAAUACCUUCAUCCCUGCUUAUCCAAAAUCUGUCAAAGAACUGCUGGGAAAAUUUUCGAUUCUGCAAAUAAAUGGAAGCAUUCAUAAGAGAGUGCAUGGGCUCAUCGGUGGCUUCCUCAAAUCACCACAGUUCAAAGAUCGAAUCACUAGAGACAUUGAAAACUCUGUCAAGCUCAACUUGGCUCGUUGGAGACACAUGCAAUCUCCCAUUUACGUUCAAGAUGAAACCCAAAAGAUAACAUUUGAAAUUCUAGUUAAAGUAUUAAUGAGCGUCGAUCCUGGGGAAGAUUUGAACUUUCUCAAGAGAGAAUUUGAAGAAUUCAUCAAAGGUUUAAUUUGCAUACCAAUCAAGCUACCUGGUACUAGACUCUACAAAUCUCUCAAGGCUAGGGAGCGAUUGUUGAAGAUGGUGGGAAAAAUAGUGGAGCAGAAGAAAAAGGCCAUGGAAAAUAAUAGUAUCCAAGAAACAAGUCCAGUCAAUGACGCAAUGGAUGUGCUGUUGCGUGAUGGCGGUGACCAAAGCAACGAGACGCAACGCCUGCCGUUGGAUUUCAUCACGGGGAAUAUCAUAGAGAUGAUGAUCCCAGGAGAGGAGACUGUGCCUGUGGCCAUGACCCUAGCCGUCAAGUUCCUCAGUGACAGCCCUGUGGCGUUAGACAAACUAAGGGAUGAGAACAUGGAAUUGAAGAGGCAGAAGGUUGGUUCCUCUGAAAAUUAUGCAUGGACUGAUUACCUGUCCUUGCCAUUUACUCAAAAUGUGAUAAGUGAGACUCUUAGAAUGGCAAAUAUUAUCAAUGCUAUUUGGAGAAAAGCUCUUAAAGAUGUUGAAAUCAAAGGGUAUUUGAUACCACAAGGAUGGUGUGUCUUGGCAUCUUUAACUUCUGUUCACAUGGAUGAAGAGAACUAUGAAAGCCCAUAUCAGUUUGAUCCAUGGAGAUGGGAGAAGUUAGAAACUGCUGUAAACUACACUUCUAGUUUCACUCCAUUUGGUGGGGGACAGAGGCUCUGCCCUGGUUUGGAACUCUCUAGGCUUGAAUUAUCAAUCUUCCUUCAUCAUCUUGUCACUAAUUACAGAUGGGUAGCUGAGAAGGAUGAAAUUGUUCACUUUCCAACGGUCAAGAUGAAGAGGAAGCUGCCAAUUUCUGUCACAUCCACAAGCACUUAGAAUUUUAGAAAGUAUAAUUUGAUCUUUCAACAUACAAAUCACAACCACAUUUGAAUUUUAUCCCAUCAAGAAAAUUCUGUACAGCAUAAUAUCUCGAGCUAUUACGAAAAAAACAAUCAUGAGAGGUGUAACAAGUCCCCAUUUUAGGUGGAUGGGCUCUGUCUGCAUUAUAGGGUAGUUCUGGUGUCACCAUCUUUGUAAUUUGCUGUCCUUGGUCCUUCAAAAUUGAAUUCAACACGAGUGGGGACGAAUGAAUCUUACUCCCAUGUGUA